CAUAAUAAAAGUGAGGUUGGGGUGUCGUGAAAGUAAUUAUAAUUUCUCGUUUCCUUUGAUUUUUUCGUUGAUUUUCUCUGUAAAAUGCACAGAGGUGAUAAAAUGGAGGAAACUACGUUGCAAUUACUGGAUUUCGCCGAAACAAAGCUGGAGGAAACCGAUCACGAUUAUUCUGCAAAAAAGUAUGAAACGGAUAUAAAAUCGGAAGGUUUUUUGGAAAAUUAUAUAGACGAACCCGAGAAUUUGCCUGGGUACAAUGAAUUAAGGUACGAAGAAGACAUAGAAAUGAAUAACGACAGUGGAAACAUUGAGGACGAGAUUCACACAGUCAAGUGUACUACGUGUAAAAUGAACUUCAUCAACAAUGUACAGUUGAAUAUACACAAUAUGGUGCACCAAAAGUGCGACAAGUUUUUCUGCUGCGACAUCUGCAAACGCAAAAUACAAAAUAAAUACAAGUUUGAGGAGCACAUUCAAAAGCACAUGUGUUUGAAGCCUUUUGUGUGCGGGCACUGUAACGAGAGGUUUAGCAGCAGCAAAGACACCAAAAUUCACAUGCAAACCCACACAAAUAGGCCUUUUUCUUGCAAUUUGUGCGAGAAAUGUUUUACAAGCAAAGGUAGCCUCAUGGCGCACAAAAUUAUGCAUAUGCCCUCAAAUAAGUUUAAGUGCAAGUUUUGUCGCAUUGACUUUCCAUCGAAAUUAAGUUUGCAACUGCACGUUUCGAAGUUCCACGACAUGGUUAAAUCAUACAGAAACCUUUCGCUUCCUGGUAUCGCCGGCAAUGGUUUUAAAUGCACCCAUUGCGACAAAAUUUACAUGUCCAAAUCCAGCCUUAAAGUUCACAACUUAAGUCACGCGACGCGCGUGCAGAAAAUUGUUGUUGUGAAGUAAUUCGUUUUUUAAAUAUUCAUCCUCACUUGCCUCGGUGCGCUGAUACAACUAAAAAAAUGCUGUGAUAACAGUUAUUUUUAUUGAAAUUGUAUUGUUUUCCUACUAUUAUUUAUAUUGUAUUUAAAUUAAUGUUUAUAGUUUAGUUCAUUUGGAGUUUCUUUUUUUUAAGAAACACCCUGUAUAUUGGAGAUUUUAAGCUUAUUUUAGCUUAUGUUGGUGUGGUUAUAGAUUAAUAUUCAAAUAUACUCAUUAUAUAAGCUUUUUAUUAUA
Messenger RNA from Brassicogethes aeneus, 1164 nucleotides. The record is from the annotation of a GenBank genome assembly. Lineage: Eukaryota; Metazoa; Arthropoda; Insecta; Coleoptera; Nitidulidae.